CUGUCUGUCAGUCUGUCUGGCGGGGAUGAAGGGGACGCUGUUUUGUGGAACGCACGCUAACACGCGCACACACUCACAACCGUGCGCGCACGCGCGCACGAUAGAGAGAACGCGAAAGAGAGAGACAAGUGAGCGCCUUCGCGCCUGUGCGCAGUCCUCCGGCCCGGCCGCUCCUUCCUUCCUUCCUCCCUCCUCUCCCUCACUUCCUCCCCACCGCUGGCUCGCUCCCUUUCGGAUGCUGGGAGCCUUCAUCUUUCACACUCCGCGCUGGGCCAAAAUACUUCCGAGGCCGGAUCGACCGACUGCCCGUUUUGCCUGGUUUGAAUUUCGGAUUCCCACACCAGAAAGAAGGAAAGUCGAGAAGGGAAAAAGCGGCUCUCCAUCCCCCGAGGGAAUUUAUUUUACAGAGUAAUGCCGGUGCCUGACGUGUCGUCUGACACCGCCAGCGCCGCCGCCAUGUUGAGCCCCGUCCUCAAUGCCUCCAACGGAGACGGAUCAGAGUCGGAAAGCACCUCCGCCAUUCUGGCCUCUGUCAAGGAACAGGAGUUGCAGUUUGAACGUCUCACCAGGGAGCUGGAAGCCGAGCGGCAGAUUGUUGCCAGUCAGCUGGAGAGAUGCAAGCUUGGCUCUGAGGCCGGAAGCAUGACGAGCAUCAGUUCAGCAGAGGAGAAAUUUCGCUGGAACAACCAAGAUGGACAGAAGGACAUCGAGGAGGAGCUGACAACAGGCCUGGAGUUGGUGGACUCGUGUAUCCGCUCGCUCCAGGAAUCGGGCAUCUUGGAUUCGCAGGACACCUCGACGGGAGAUCGACAAGGACUUCUCUCUCAUAGCGCUCUGCAGCUCAACAACCAGGAUGCCUAUGCAGCUGCCGGUUACCAUAGUAACCAAGCAUUGGCUCUCGGCGAAGUGGUCACGAGUCGCGGCGGACAUGUUGGCGGGGCCGUUCACAGCUACAACCAGGUGACGUCCGGCCGAGCGGCCGCCCAAUUAAUGGGGACGGACUCGCCCUCCCAGUCCCACAGAGAUUCAUUUGCCCAACAGGCCAUGGGAAGCGCCUUCCAUAUGCCCAGCGAGGGCGGACCUACCCCUGCUGGACCAUCCGUGUAUUACUCCUGCGCCACCUUGCCGGCACAGCGCGUCAGCUCCCCUCUGCAGGCGGUGGGCUCUCCGACCAAGCUGCAGCGUCUCGGGACGGCGUCCUCCGACAUGCCCAGCUAUGCCACGCUGCAGCGGGUGGCGUCGCCCAAACAGUCCCCAAGUCGUCUCGCCAAGUCCUACAGCACCUCAUCACCCAUCAACAUGGUGCCACCUGGUGCCGGCGGGCCCUCCUCCCCACAUUCCAUGGCGGCCCCAUCGGGAGGAAACCACACGUCAUCGCCCAUCCACCAACGGAGCUCGGUCGUGGGCAGCUACGCCACCUUGUCGCCCACCAAGCGCAUGCUGCAUCACAUCGGAGGAGAAACCUACAAGAUUUCCCAUGAGCUGUAUGCCAACGCAACCCUGAAAAGACCCGGCAGCCUGGCAGGCUCCCGAGGAUCUUACAGCAGCCAGCACAGUCACCUGGGCUCGGAAUUGCGACCGCUGCAGUCUCCAGAGCAUCACAUCGAUCCCAUCUACGAAGAUAGAGUCUACACCAAACCCAACCUCAGAGGACAAGCGGUCAACCAACUGUACCAAGAGGUCCUCAACUAUCUGCUCUGUCCCUACACUUUAGCCCCACCUUCCCCCGGUGUCGAUCCAAUCCCCUUGCAGCGAACCGGAAGUCAGAGCACCGCUUCCACUUACCAAAGAGGCGGCUUUGCGACGGGAGGCGGGCCUGACUACAGCAACCCGUACCGCACGUUGCAGUUCUGCCCGUCCACCGAGUCGCCUUACAGCAAGUCGGGCCCGGCUCUCCCUCCCGAAGCGGCCCUGGGUCGCUCUCCGUCUGUGGACAGCAUCCAGAAGGACCCGAGGUACGACCCCGAAUUCCUUGUGUGGAAUCAAAAUCAAGCCGAGCAAAGAAUGACAAAGGAAUUUGGUUGGAGGGAUCCGGAGCUGCCAGAAGUGAUCCAAAUGUUACAACAUCAGUUCCCAUCGGUUCAGUCGAACGCUGCCGCCUACCUCCAGCAUCUCUGCUUCGGAGACAACAAGAUCAAGUGUGAGAUCCGGCGACAGGGUGGCAUCCAGCUUCUGGUGGACUUGCUGGACCAUCGUAUGACCGACGUGCACCGCAGCGCCUGCGGAGCUCUUCGGAAUCUGGUCUACGGGAAGGCUAAUGACGACAACAAGAUUGCACUCAAAAACUGUGGAGGAAUCCCGGCUUUGGUCCGACUGCUCCGGAAAACCACAGAUGUCGAGAUCCGUGAACUACUCACAGGUGUCUUGUGGAACCUGUCGUCAUGCGACGCCUUGAAGAUGCCUAUCAUCCACGACGCCCUGGCCGUCCUGACCAAUGCUGUGAUCAUCCCCCACUCGGGCUGGGACACCUCGCCCCACACGCAAGAAGACCGCAAAUUACAUCUGCACUCCUCCCAGGUCCUCCGCAAUGCCACCGGCUGCCUCCGCAAUGUGAGUUCUGCAGGUGAGGAGGCCCGCAGGAGGAUGAGAGAGUGCGAGGGUCUGACAGAUGCUUUACUGUACGUCAUCCAGACUGCCCUGGGGAGCAGUGAGAUUGAUAGCAAGACUGUGGAGAACUGCGUGUGCAUCCUGAGGAAUUUGUCAUACCGUCUGGCCGCAGAGACAUCUCACAACCAACAAGGGGGCUCUGAGGAGCUGGAUGGCCUCUUAUGUGACACUGGUGGGAAGGACGCGGAAAGUUCAGGAUGCUGGGGCAAAAAGAAGAAGAAAAAGAAGGGGCAUGACCAGUGGGAUGGUGUCGGUCCAUUUCCAGACUUGGCGGAGCCCCCGAAAGGCAUUCAGAUGUUGUGGCAUCCCAGUAUCGUCAAGCCCUACCUUACCCUGCUGUCUGAAUGCUCCAACCCGGACACCCUGGAGGGAGCAGCCGGUGCGCUGCAAAACCUUGCUGCUGGGAGCUGGAAGUGGUCGGUCUAUAUCCGGGCCGCAGUGCGUAAAGAGAAGGGCCUUCCAAUCCUUGUGGAGUUACUGAGGAUCGACAAUGACCGAGUGGUGUGUGCCAUUGCCACUGCCUUGAGGAACAUGGCUCUGGACAUCAGAAAUAAGGAGCUUAUUGGUAAAUAUGCCAUGAGGGACCUGGUGCACCGGUUACCCGGUGGCAGUACCAACAACAACGGCAGUAGUGGCGGAGGAUGCGUCGGUGGCGGUGCCAACAGUUGCGCUCUGCUGGGGAAGACCAUGUCGGACGACACGAUCACAGCUAUCUGCUGCGCUCUGCAUGAGGUCAUCACCAAAAACAUGGAGAACACCAAGGCCCUGAGGGAUGCCGGCGGCAUAGAGAAGCUCAUUGGUGUCGCCCGAAGCAAAGGAGACAAAAUUCCCAGACAUAGUCCCAAAGUGAUGAAAGCGGCAUCUCAAGUGCUGAACAGCAUGUGGCAAUACCGAGACCUGCGCAGCCUUUACAAAAAGGACGGCUAUUCGCAAUACCACUUUAUCGGCUCUUCUUCCACAAUAGAAAGGGACAGGCAGCGGCCUUAUUCUUCUUCUCGCACGCCGUCCAUCUCACCCGUGCGGACCUCACCAAACCAUCGAUCGGCAAGUGCGCCAGCGUCACCGAGGGAUAUGAUGGCGUUGAAGGAGAGGAAGAAAGACUACGAGCUGACCGGCAAUGCAACGUACCGCGGGAACAAGGGUGAACACACGUCCCGCAAGGAUGCCGCCAUGGGUCCGCUCUCCAGUGGUUCUUCAACUCUACACCGAGGAGCUUAUGUGUCACCCACCGAUGAGCUCAAGUAUAACCAGGUCUCAUCUCAAGGAUUGCCUUCAGAGCCCUACCCGCCUUUCCAAAAUCCUCCCCCGAAUGAUAGCGGCAGCUAUGAGGACCAGGCCUUCUACGAGAACCAGGUUCAUGCGGGGGGGCGCCCCCCGCAAGGUGAACUCAACAUGCACUUGCAGGGCCUAAAGUCCACCGGAAACUAUGUCGACUUCUAUUCGGCCUCUCGGCCCUACAGCGAGCUCAACUACGAGACCAGCCACUAUCCGGCCUCUCCGGACUCCUGGGUCUGAGGGCAAAAGAGAGCCGAGGGAGGAACAGAGCGGGAAGAAGACAUGAAGUAGGAAAGAUACCCCCCACCCCCCCACACACCCCCGCUCCCUGUUCUGUCGUUCCAAAGUAGCAUCAUAGGUAGCAGGACAUCCCAGGCGCAAGACAGGGUCCAAGAGCGGAAGGAAACUGAAAAGACACUGGAACUCCAUCCGGAGACGUUUGAAGAAACAAAAUGACCGGAGGGCGCUGGAAAAAGAGGCCUUGCAUGUGCAUGCACACCGACACCAACGAAACCCAACGACACAUUUUUCUUUCUCUCUUACGUUUCUGACCAAACUGCGAGCAAGCCCGGCAGGUUGAAAAGCGAACUGCGUGCCGCGUUUGCGGGCCGUGGGAGGAAGAACAGGUGUGGUGAAUGCACAACCCCCCCCCCCAAAAAAAAUAAAAAGAACGUGGCAAACACACGGAGGUGAAGGCGAUGAGGGGAAAGAUGGAAAGGCGUGAAAGUUUUUCCGAGAGCGCGUGGAAGUCGUGACGGCUGGCUGAGAGAAACUUUUGUACAUAUGUGACAUAGCAACACGGCUUUUUGUCAUGUGAAGCACAAGAAGCAGAGCCGUAGGACGUGUAGGACAUCUGAGAUACAGACGUUUUUUUUUGUUCCCCCCCCCCCCCCUCCCUCUCUGUGGCUUCAGCGUGAUGUAUCCUCCUCUCGGGCAAAGAUUGCUAUCGGAACCUCGUCCUUUGUAAUCAUUUGUUGAUUUGUUUGUAUGUUUUUCUUUUCUUUGUGCUUCUACUUUAUAAAUUCUCGGUUGUAUAGUAUUUGAUGUACACUGUACAUUUACUGGCAAUGCAUUGUGUAUUUGUACAUUGCAGUAUUACCUGAGUCAGGCCUGCACCACGUGGGGCUCAGCUCACCUCUUCACACGGUCCUGUCACUGUACCCUACGCAAGUGCACGCACACACACACACACACACACACACACAAUUAGAGAGUGGGUUAACAGUGCUCCACUGACUGCCUUAUAUCUUGAGUUCCAGUAGGAUCUAUUUGACAGGAAUGCAUUCGUGCCGCCGUUUAUUUGUAGGUAAAUAAAGCACGACUGGAGCAUAUCGUUAACCCCGCAACGAUCGCCUGGUCAGAUUCUGAGUUCAAGUCAAAAGACUGUUAGAUACCGAGUGACGUGAGAUUCAUUUUUCGCCUUUCUCGCUCAUCUAUGUGAGUGAACAGGAUUGUUUAUCGUGGUGAAAAAGAUUCUGUCGAAUUUUCCCAGAGUUAUACACUAUGUUGUCACUUUUUUUUUGUGUGGGGGGGGCACAUUUUCUGAACAAAUUCAACAUUCACACAUUCCAUUCACUUGAACUCACAUUAUAGAUAUGAGGAAUUACGGCCCUAACCUAAGAUGGCAACGUCCUAUAAACUCCACAAUAUAAUUCUUAUUUUAAGUGCUGCCACCUCAUCCAUCCAUCCAUUUUCCGAUCCGCUUGAUCCCCACGAGGGUCGCAGCCGUCUUCGGGCGGCAGGCGAGGGACACCCUGAACCGGUUACCGGCCCCUCGCGCGGCACGCAGAGACCAACAAACUAUUCGGGCUCACAAACACACCUAGCGACAAUUUGGGGUGAUUGAUUAACCUGUUGGGCUGGUUUUUGGAAUGUGGAAAGCAGCAUACCCGGAGAAAAGCCACGUAGGCGCACGCAGAGACCAACAAACUAUUCGGGCUCACAAACACACCUAGCGACAAUUUGGGGUGAUUGAUUAACCUGUCGUGCUUGUUUUUGGAAUGUGGAAAGAAAGCAGCAUACCCGAAGAAAAGCCACGAAGGCACGACAUGAGAAAGACGCGCUAACCAAUGGCCUACCGUGGCCGCCCGCUGCCACCACAUCUUGUCUUUAUUGCAAGGAUGACGCGUCAAUGUAGCUUUGAUUUAGCCACACCCAGAGAGUGAACUUGCAACUCAAGCCUCAUGAUCAUUAUUUUGAGAUAGGUCGUCCAUAUUCAAUUGUAGGAUGAAAAACACCUUCUGAAACCCGGAACGGGGUGCGAACACGGGUAGACGGCCAAAGACACGUUCUCAAAGUACGAUUGUUUCCGUGUGCGCUUUAAAGAAUGAAUGUCAGACUGGAUAACUGUUCUCGAAACAAUCACGAUGGCCAUGCAGCGAUCGAGAUUGACGACCGGCAUGAAGACAAGGCAAAAGCGACUGUUUCUGUAUUUGUCCUUUUUUUUUUCUUAAUCGAUCCCUCCUUCAACGCCACAGCGCCGCCUCUUUUAGAGCCAGUGAGCCCUUUCUAUUUCAUGCUCGGCGUGUACAUCCUAGUGCCAAACAAGGUUUCUGCUACCCCAGCCCCAAUUGUGGAGGGCGGGGAACACAUUUCAUGCUUUCGUCGGGACAUUUGCGCAUUUGACUUUACCACUUUGGAAAUGUUUUGUCCAUUAUAAUGUUUUAUUUUAUUUUUUUGGUUUGGUUUGUUUCUUUCUUUUCUAAAUUGUGUACUACUGACAUGAAAGUUGUGCAACAGCACUGGGACCAGAGAGCAUUACUCACAUAAACAAAAAUAUUUAAAAAAAAUAGAGAAAAAAAACCGAGAAACAACUGCGUUAAAAACUAAGAACUGUACAAAAUGUGUUUAUUUCUGUGUGAUAUCAUGUUUGAAGUACAGCAAAACGUUUUGGGGAAAUGGCUCGCGAUUACUUCUUGGUAGAUUAUGAAUAGAGUUCAGUCCAUAGAGUAUGAAUAUAUAUUAUGGAAAUAUCUACUUUUUACGUGCAAAUGUGGGUGUCGCAGCGGCAACAUGGUGGCAAAAGACUCGAUGUGGGAUGUUCACUUUUUGACUUUGCCGGUCAACGCACUGAAUUGUCGACUUUUGUGUGGUAACGUUGCUAUGUGGAGUAGAUUAGCUCGUGGCUUACGGAGCCGCGUCGUCACUCUCAACAUGGAUGACUCCAAAGUUCUUAAAAGUGGACUGUCGGAUGGGAGCGACAGCAAAGCUAAUCAAAUAAUGACGUUUGAAAUUGUUCCCGCCCUCAUCCAAUGAAUCGGUGGCAUCAACUUAAAGUGAGUGCACGGGUAUUUUGUCACCAAAUUAAGCUGAAACUAAAUUGUGAUUUUGUACAACUUGACAAUGCUCUCUUUCUCCCUGUUAACCGUUUUCUGAAGGCUUCGCAUCCUGGGAACUAAUUUGAUCCUUGACAACGUUGUAUCAAGUCAUUGUGAUCCCGUGGCAGUAGAACUCACGGCAAGCGAUCUCGGUGGUUUCCAAACCAAAACCUGUUUUCAAAAGAGAAUUGUGAAAUCUUUAUAUGCCUCAAACUGAUUGCAACUGCUCCAAAAUAUAAAAUGGUCCAUCGAAGAGGAAA
This is a messenger RNA of Hippocampus zosterae (dwarf seahorse), 7459 nucleotides long. RefSeq names its product catenin (cadherin-associated protein), delta 2b (gene ctnnd2b). Gene Ontology annotation, biological process: cell-cell adhesion; dendritic spine morphogenesis; cell-cell junction assembly. Bases 412 to 4122 code for a protein of 1236 amino acids. Gene Ontology annotation, molecular function: cadherin binding. Gene Ontology annotation, cellular component: postsynaptic density; plasma membrane; cytoplasm. The transcript has 25 exons. Lineage: Eukaryota; Metazoa; Chordata; Actinopteri; Syngnathiformes; Syngnathidae. The record is from RefSeq and is a predicted model, not a curated record.